AUGCAUCCGCAGCCACAAUCAGACUUCACGAGUGAUCCGCCGUCCUCUGGCACCACUGAUCAGAAGACGCGGACGACUUUGUAUUCGGAACAGCGAACAGACCGGAGCACUCCCGAUGGGGAACUUUUUUUCCAGCGCCUUCCCAACAGAAAACUGUUUUCACCCCCUUGGAGUCGUCUUCUCGGCGUAACAUUCACGUCGCUGGCAGCGGCAUACUUUCUGCUGACUUGUUUUCGCUCUGCAGAAUCUGCGAAGCGUUCGGUUCCACAGAUCCGGUUUCUUGGGGAUCGCCGUCAUAAACUCUGUGACUGGGGCAAUGCUGCAGGGGAUAGUGACAAAAGCGAUAACAGGGCGAUAAGAGCGAGUGCUGCACAUUUUGGGCAGCACUUGUCAGAGGAAGGAAUCGCUCAACCGCAUCAUAAGUUUUAUACACUCGAUCAGUCCACCAGAUCAGGACAAGAUGGGGCAAAUGUUGAGUCAACAACAAUUAAGAAGGCAUCUGGAACCCAAUCGGCGUACUGGAUAGAGGAGCGCGAGCAAUAUGGCUUGGAGUACUGGGAAAAUCGUCACCUACCUUGGCCAGUGAAAGAACGUCUAAAAGACAUGUUCUCGCGAAUGGUGAGGGCCUCAAAGCUAUGCCGCUCGCUGCUUCCAAUCUUAAAGUCCACACAACGUCUGCGUCUGGCACAUGUGGUCAUGCGGAUCUUAGCGCUGGACUUGGGAGCCAUUUCGUUAGUUAGGCUGGACAUAGAGUCUUCAAGAACAAGCUUGGGUGACGCUCUCAUCACUCUAGGUUUUGAGUGUCUUGGAGGCAGCGGCAACGACGCAAAGCAUGAUGAUAUGCGCAGGUCGAUUCUUCAACUGAUGGCGCUAGUUGAUAAACUUAGACAGCCUCGGCGUAUUCGUCACGAAUUUAGCGCUUUGAAAUACCGUAAAAAAAUGGUGAGCAUGAUGGGUACUGCUGGCUUGGUGCUAAAGAAUUGUUUGGGCGUUCUCGAUGGACUGCUACAGUCGAAUUACGCAGAUACGCCAAAGCUGACAGAGGAAGUGCUUGAGCAGCAGCUUUCUGUUCUAGAGGCGCUUUACAACGUGCAUGCCGACCAUAUCAGCAAGGACUACUUGCUUCGCGAGUAUAUCCUAUGGUGCCAGGAGCAAACUGGUGAACGUGCGCUCCUUGAUAACUACCUGGAAGACCUCUCGAAUGUUGUGAUUCCAAAAUUGAACAAGUUAAAAAUCCAAAUAAAGGACACAAUCAAGAGCGCUGGCGGCCUUCUACCACUUCAAGAGAAAAGCGCACUGCAGCAUGAAAGUGCCAGCAGCAUGUUCGUGGGAAGCAACCAACCUACAAUGACUCAUCCUGAAACGCAGCUUGAGGAGUGGGACCAACUAGGGCUGCACGAGAGCUUUGGCGAAAUGUUGCAGAAAUCUUUUUACUCAACAGGUGCAUCAGCCAGCACAUACGUGUACGGAGACGCGUCUUUGCCUUCUGAUACAGAUCCUUUCUGGCCACCAGCCCAGCCGCGUCACCAAGGGGCCGAACCAGUUGAGCAGGUCCCACUGCAACUCAGCAGCAGUCCUGGAGAAGAGCGGCCAGAUUCGGCCUCGUCGCAAUUCCUGCAGCGAUUGCCUAGCUCCCCAACACCUUGGUUGCGCGCAGCAGACCAACAGUUUCAAAGCCCAGAACGCCAAAUUGCUUGGGAGUCAUCUUCCACAGGCAGUUCCUUCCUCCCUUUCGCUCCUCAGUAUGCUGAAGCGGGGUUUUCUGUGGGCCCGAUCAAGCGGCCCGCGCCCACUGGACGCUAUAGUGAACGUUUUUUGGCGCCCACUGCACAGCUGCUACAACGGACUCAAGUUGAGUCAUCUGCCAGGCUUCAGUUGCUAGCUGCAGGCCCUCACACAAGCGAUUACAGCCUCUUCGGUCAGGGAGGUGUUCCUCCCUGGUCACCCUUUUCACUAGUGCCAGCCGCCUCUGUCGAACAACAAGCGACUGCAGGCCGUGGCUGGGUGGACGCUCAAUUGCAAGACAUGCGCCACCCUAAUACGGAGGGCUUGGACGAAUCAGAGAGCAGGCAGCGGCGUGGACGCUUGGAGUUUGGUCACCAAUAA
Eimeria necatrix is the source of this 2106-nucleotide messenger RNA. RefSeq lists its product as hypothetical. The record is from RefSeq and is a predicted model, not a curated record. Bases 1 to 2106 code for a protein of 701 amino acids. The transcript has a single exon. Lineage: Eukaryota; Apicomplexa; Conoidasida; Eucoccidiorida; Eimeriidae.